Molecule: messenger RNA, 765 nt
Organism: Penaeus monodon (black tiger shrimp)
Lineage: Eukaryota; Metazoa; Arthropoda; Malacostraca; Decapoda; Penaeidae
Product: calpain-A-like
Biological process (GO): proteolysis
Cellular component (GO): cytoplasm
Molecular function (GO): calcium ion binding; calcium-dependent cysteine-type endopeptidase activity
Source: RefSeq, a predicted model, not a curated record
GAAAUUACAGAUGAUCCUUGCCUCUUCAUUGAUGGAGCUUCAAGGUUUGAUGUGAAACAAGGAGAAUUGGGUGAUUGCUGGCUCCUCGCUGCCAUUGCAAACCUGACGUUGAACAAACGCCUCUUCUACCAGAUCGUCCCCAGUGACCAGGGCUUUGGAGACAACUACGCAGGAAUUUUCCACUUCAGGUUCUGGCAGUAUGGUCGCUGGGUGGACGUGGUCGUCGACGACCGCCUCCCCACCUUCUACGGGCGCCUGGUGUUCAUGCACUCGGAGGAGAAGAAUGAGUUCUGGUCGGCCCUGGUGGAGAAGGCCUAUGCCAAACUACACGGCUCCUACGAGGCGCUGAAGGGCGGCACGACCUGCGAGGCCAUGGAGGACUUCACAGGCGGCGUCUCCGAGAUCUACGACCUGACCAAGGCCCCUCCCAACCUGUUCAACAUCAUGCUCAAGGCCUACGAGAGGGGGUCCCUUAUGGGCUGCUCGCUGGAGCCCGACCCCAACGAAGUGGAGGCCCGCUGCACCAACGGCCUCGUGCGCGGCCACGCCUACUCCCUCACCCGCAUCAAGUACUGCGAGAUCGAGACCCCUCGCGUCUCGGGCAAGAUCCCCCUGGUCCGGAUCCGCAACCCGUGGGGCAACGAGGCCGAGUGGCUGGGGGCGUGGAGCGACAAGAGCCAGGAGUGGCAGUUCAUUCCGGACGAGGAAAAGGAGGAGAUGGGGCUGACCUUCGAGCACGAUGGGGAGUUCUGGAUGUCGUGGAAG